UUCAGCAACAACCAGAACUACAACUCAAGUUUGCCUAUAUAGCUGAAAGAGAGUCUAGUUCUUCUCAUCAAUACAACUCUAACCAGACUAAAGCCCUUUGCUAUUAUUGUAGUGAUCCUGAACAUUUUAUUGCUGACUGUAAAAAAAGAAGAAAAGAAACAGAGAUAAAAGUCAAACUUGAGAUAGAAAUUAUAGAGACCAAAGUCAAUCUUAUGACAGAAAUUACAGAGACAGAUCUAGAGAAAGAAGCCAAGAAAGAUGAACAGCCUGAGAUAAGUGAAAACACUAUCUUUGAGGAGAGGAAAGAUGAAGAAAAAAACCAGAUUAUUAAUCGACUAGAAGCUAAAGUCCAAUACUUAGAGGAAAAUUUUGAAAAGAUAUAG
This is a messenger RNA of Ambispora leptoticha, 383 nucleotides long. The record is from the annotation of a GenBank genome assembly. NCBI's taxonomy places the organism in Eukaryota, Fungi, Glomeromycota, Glomeromycetes, Archaeosporales, Ambisporaceae.